Messenger RNA from Armigeres subalbatus, 1389 nucleotides. RefSeq lists its product as uncharacterized. NCBI's taxonomy places the organism in Eukaryota, Metazoa, Arthropoda, Insecta, Diptera, Culicidae. The transcript has 2 exons. Bases 1 to 1389 code for a protein of 462 amino acids. The record is from RefSeq and is a predicted model, not a curated record.
AUGCCAACGGUUCCUGCAUCGGCCGCAACGACGCCUACCUCCCAAGCUGACCGUGUAUCCAUCUACUACCAGUACGUGAGGGGACUGAGGACGAAAAUCAACGAUUUGUUUCUGGCUGUGGCGGAUUGCAACUACGACGUCAUAAUACUGACCGAGACCGGAUUAAACGAUUGCAUCGAUUCUCUGCAAAUUUUCGGAUCGUCAUUCAGUGUGUUUCGCUGUGACCGAAAUCGUAUAAACAGCAACAAGACAAGUUUCGGCGGAGUCCUGAUAGCAGUUAAUCAUCGUUAUUCCUGUGUGCAAGUCCGCACAUGUUUUGGUGAAAGACUUGAGCAGAUAUUUGCUGAUAUCACCAUUGGGUGUCGUCAUCUAUUGGUUGGUGCCGUCUAUAUUCCGCCUGAUCGUAGCCACAAUGUGGAACUGUUUGACGAACAUGUAGCCUCCGUCCGUGAACUGUGCGACAUUGCUUCCUUUGAUGACCAUGUGCUGAUUUGCGGGGAUUAUAACCAGCCCCGUCUACAGUGGAUUCAGAAUGCUGAUGAUAACGUGCUGAUUGCUGACACUUUGUCUGUUCCUGCAUCAAGUGCUGCACUGCUGGACGGAAUGGAUUUCAUGAAUAUGACCCAGAUUAAUUACCAUCGUAAUCAAUUAGAUCGUACACUGGACCUUGUGUUCUGUUCCGAUAAUUAUAAACCAAACGUCAACCCUGCUGUAGUUGCUUUGUUGCCCGUUGGUACGCAUCAUCCUCCGUUGGAAAUAUCUAUCCCAUCGCGACGUGAAUUCCCGACUGAUUACUCGCACGGUACAGACGAUAAGCCAGGCCUGGAUUUUGGUAAGGUAGAUUAUGAGUUACUCUGCAGUGAUCUUCAAAAUAUCGAUUGGGAUUGUUUAAAUGUGAGUCAGAAUGUUAACGAAAUGGCGAGUAAAUUCUGUUUUAUCGUUCAACAAUGGUUGCAAGCCAAUGUUCCUGCUCAGCGGCCCCCAAAGUCACCUGCUUGGAGUACCUCGUUACUUAGAAAGCUGAAACGCGAGAGAAAUACCAGUCAACGAAAGCAUCGUGCUCAACGGUCUCUGGAGAGCAAACUUCGUUUCCAAUGUGCUAGUAAUGCUUACUGCAGCUUGAAUUCGGAUUUGUAUAAGGCCCACGUAAUGAGAGUGCAAACCAAUCUCAAGCGUAAUCCCAAAAGCUUUUGGAAGUUCGUCAACAGUAAAAGGAAAAACUCAUCUAUUCCAAAGAAUGUGGUAUAUGACAACGCUGAAGCGAAAACAUCUGCGGAAUGUUGUGAACUCUUUGCAAGAUUUUUUGAAUCCGUAUUCAAUCAAAGCUCUGCCACCGACGCCGAAGCUGCAUCCGCCUCGUUAGACGUUCCAUUGGACUUGAUAGCCUAA